GUAAGAUAUAUCGCUCACCAGCUUACUUUCGGACUCAAAACACAAUUGUUAGCGAUAAAAGAACUCAAAACGAAUGCCCACUAUCGUUAUUUCAAUGUAUAUUGCUCUGUUAAUGUGUAUGUUGUGAGAAAAUCAAUGCCGGCGUAAUUCGUAACCAGGUUAUGUUUUACUCAAGCGUGAUAUGUGAAUUUGUGUUGUAGUAAUAUUUGUUUUCAUGUGUAACUCGGAACACGGAUGUCAUUAUAAUUGAUGUGAGACACAUCACCACCUUAUUAUGACCCUGCUGAUGAAUAUUGGCAGUGGUACCACCGUGCAGAUUACUCAUACUACCAACGUCCUCGGACUACACGACGAAGAACUGUUCGCUUCAACAUGAAUCCUACUGAUGAAACUGAUCGUAAGAUUAUAAUUGAGUUUUGUCAUCUCUUAGAAAAAUCAAAAGUUUUGUUUAAUGGGUUGAGAGAGUUACCACAAUAUGGUUACAAGCAAUGGCAGUCAUAUUUCGGCCGAACUUUCGACGUUUAUACCAAACUAUGGAAAUUUCAACAGCAACAUAGGUAUCUUUUAGAUAGAAAAUAUGGAUUAAAACGAUGGCAGAUUGGCGAAAUUGCAUCAAAAAUUGGCCAGCUGUAUUAUCACUUUUACCUCAGAACCAGCGAGACGGCGUAUCUUCGGGAAGCAUUUUCAUUUUAUCAGGCUAUACGAGGGCGACGCUAUUAUACCCAUGCUCUCAUAGAAGAUAGAUGUGAGCUUGUGGUCAAAAAACUCAGAUACUACGCUCGUUUCAUCGUGGUAGCACUUCUCAUGAACCGACUCAAAGUAGUGGAUGACCUUGUGCGUGAAUUAGAUAACCACAUUGUGGAAUAUGGCUCCAUCUACAAUGCUGAUGAUCAAAUUGAAUGGAACGUAGUUGUCGACGAAGUAAAGGGUUUCCUGGAUGUAGAACCUGCAGUGCAAAUUAUAUAUUCUGAAUUGCCAGCAAUCGAUUUGAAAAAUAGGAUAAAUCCGUAUGAAACACCAUAUAUUGAGCGUAAUGGCUACAUGCACCUUUCGCUUCAAGAUGUCAUUAUUGUAGGAAGCAGUAAUGCACAAGUGAAAUUCUCUGAGCUCACUAUUGACAUGUAUCGAAUUGUGCAUACCGUAGAGCGGGAGAUGAUAAGGCCUACACCUCCAAUGCUUAAUGAUGAAGUGCCACCACCAGGUCAGGUGCCACCGCCCCAUUCCACACCCAGAGGAUAUGCAGCUGGUGAUAGUUUUCGACGUGAUAAUCCGCAUAAGUAUUUGCUAUUCAAACCAUCGGCUCAACAGCUUUUAGUCUAUUUGGCAAGCAGUUGCAAUGAUCUACCACCAAAUGGAGCUAUUAUGCUAUACAUAUCUGCAGAUGGAUCUACUGCUAAUUCAGCUAAAAGUACUGACAGUAAUUCAGCUUCUGAAGGAGGAUUCAUCACAUCAGGAAAACAAGAAACAACACGAGAUUCCUCUCGUGAUUCUAGAGAGUCCAGGGCCAGCCAACCUCAAACAAUAAGCCGUGGGAAAGAUCACGCAUUGCUGUAUCCAGGGGACUUAAACCCGUUUACAAGACGGCCUCUGUUUAUAAUCAUUGAAUCCAACUGCUCCCAUCUGAUGCAGAACAUCUCUCAUCAUUUUAAUCAACCGCUGGUUAUCCUGCUUUCAGCUCAAGAACUGCCAUCAUGUUUAAAUGAUCGUAACUACCAAGGAAAUCUUCUUACAUUAUUUUUGCACAAUCCCUUAAUGGGCUUCUGCGCAUCUUGUGAGCUCUACUCUAUCGAAGAAGCUGUUUAUAACACAUGCUACGGUUUCGUAUUGGAUUUCCUAUUCCAGUGUGCUCAAUUAAUUCUACGCGUGCGUAUCGAUACAAACUUCUUUGCAUUUCUGGGUGACGACUUUUUGAAGAUUAUAAUCUUGCGGUUUAUCUUUUGCGAAUGCAGUUUGAGAUUGAACAGAAACUUUAGGUCUCGGAACCAUCUCGUCCGUUCUGUUCCAUCACUUCCCGACGAGCUGUUGUCUCAUGCUACCCUCGUAGCGAUUGUACUUAGAAUUGCGGAUCAUCUAGGGGUAAAAAGUCAGUUUUUGGACGUUCCUGUACAAGCGCCUGGUCCUGCCCCGAGAGACCAAAACUAAUGAUCUCCGGCAACUAAAAGUCGUUUCAAUCUCAAAAUUACUUAUUAGAUUUCUCUAAGUAAAACUUAUAUAACGCUUUCACAGCUACUCUCUUUCUCUUACUGGUAGAGUGUUACAGUUAUAUUUGACAAUUUAAUCGUUAUUACUUGACAUAAAUAGUUUUCUGAAACGCUAACGAUUAUCGAUAGUUAACGUCUUUAACCCCCGAUUGAAUUGGAUCGAUAGUUUGACUUAAAGAAUACCAAGGCCUAUAGUAUUCAUAUUUGUAGCUUUUAAUCUGGAAUUGUAUUAUUAUUAUAUACUUUAAAUGAUAAAUAUUGAUAUAUAGCCCACAAAUUACCAAAGAAAUAUUAAAAUUGAUUACCAUGUUAUUAUUACAAGACGUAAACGCUUGAAUAAGAAAUUGUAUCUCAAAACAUUUAGAAUAUACUAACACUCUAGCUCAAAUUUUAUGUAGAACUUUAUUUUGUAAUUCUUUUGUAAAUCUUUUUUAUAAUUUAUCAAAAUAUCCUUAUUUAAGUUACGGUAUUUGAAAUUGACUUUUUGACUGUCUGUUAGUUUUAAUAUAAUAUGCAUUUAUUAUAAUAAAUUUAAAUUAUAAUGAGUAGUAUUCAAUGGAUUACCAACACAUUGCUCUCAAAUGACAAUUCACGUUCGAUCAAAUAUACAUAGUUCGUAGUUUAGUUGCAAUAUAAUAUGAGUCAAUUUUAUCAAUAAACCCUACGAUAAAAUGCUCGGGAAUGUCUUAAUAAAGUCAACCAGAAGUCUCUUAAGUUUAUGUUCACUCGCGAUACUGAAACGAAGCAGUUUGAUCGGUCUUUGUUGAGAAGCAAAUGUAUUGCGAUAUCAUUUGUUCUUUAAAUAUUCGUCAAACAGGGAAUUCUUUCUUUUUAACUGCUUGGUAAGGAUUAUUAAGAAAAAAAAGGAAAAAGACAUUCCAUAUAA
Messenger RNA from Leptidea sinapis, 3087 nucleotides. RefSeq names its product protein SCAI. The transcript has 11 exons. Gene Ontology annotation, molecular function: transcription corepressor activity. The record is from RefSeq and is a predicted model, not a curated record. Bases 373 to 2142 code for a protein of 589 amino acids. Lineage: Eukaryota; Metazoa; Arthropoda; Insecta; Lepidoptera; Pieridae. Gene Ontology annotation, cellular component: nucleus. Gene Ontology annotation, biological process: DNA-templated transcription.